Molecule: messenger RNA, 1057 nt
Organism: Contarinia nasturtii (swede midge)
Lineage: Eukaryota; Metazoa; Arthropoda; Insecta; Diptera; Cecidomyiidae
Product: ADAM 17-like protease
Exons: 6
Coding region: 205-705 (166 amino acids)
Biological process (GO): Notch signaling pathway; membrane protein ectodomain proteolysis
Cellular component (GO): plasma membrane
Molecular function (GO): metalloendopeptidase activity
Source: RefSeq, a predicted model, not a curated record
AAAUGUGUCGGUUUUUUUUAUUGUAAAAACCAAACAAGGGAUGAAGAAUACAUAUGGAUGCGAAUUGAUUUGACGGAUUUGACAAUUAAUGGUAGAUAAUAAACAUCAACAGCGAAGAAAUGUGUCCAGGGCGAAUGAAAGGAAAACCAGUAACUUCAAAAGUCGUAAAAAUGGAAUAUCAGCGGUAACAUUAUUUUCGAAUUCAUGUAUAUGUUAUAUGCAUCCCUACCAACACUUAAAGCCGAAUUAAGUAAGAAUCUUCACUAUUACGAAUCCAUACAUGCGGAUGAUAUCGUUUAUAGAGUAUUCAAUGUUUCAAAAGAAGUCGAAUUUAAUGCCUUUGGUCAGCAUUUUCGAAUUAUUUUGCAUCCACAACGUGAUAUAUUACAUAGAAAUUUCAAAGCAUACUCUGUGGACGCUCUUGGAAAUAAGACAAUCAUUGACUGCGAUCAUGACACAUUGUAUACUGGCCAAGUGUUUGGCGAACCCGAAUCGUCAGUCAGAGCACAGAUAGAAGAUGAAAUUAUAACGGCAAAAAUUGAUUUACUAGAUGAAACGUAUCAUAUUGAGCCAUCCUGGAGACACUUACCACAUUUAUCCGAUCGUCAUAUGAUUGCUUAUAAGCAGUCUGAUGUUAAAUUAAGUUGGAUGUCAAACGAAACAGCGAAAAAGAAAUUUGGUCACCGCACAUGGAUUUGGCCAUAAUUGGGGCUCAAAUCAUGAUAAUGCAUAUCACCGAUGUGCAUAUCCAGCUCUUCUUUAAUGAAUUCAUAUGUUAAAAAUGAGAUAUUCUCCUUGUGCGCAAUACAAUCCAUACGACAAGUACUGCUAGCCAAAUCGCAACGCUGUUUCUCAGAACCGGAAUAAUUCCGUGGUAAUUAUAAGCAUUCAAUUGUAUUUUGUUCAAUUUGAAUAAAUACUUUUUGUAUACUGACUUUUUGUAGUGGCAAUAAUUGAAAAAAAAAAAUGUAGGCAAAAAGACAACUUUUUCUAAUCGGAAAUAUGUUCACUCUUUGAAAGAAUUUUUAAAUAUGUUUUCCAUAAAAUAAAACUUUAA